CAUCUUCCUCUCACAAAAUCUUCACCACGAUUAUUCAGAGGCUCUUCCAGGGCGGCAGUGAAAGGUUAGCCAAUCAGCUCGCUCAAUCCACUGCCCCCACCUCUCCACAACCCGUCGCGCUUUUUUUGCAGGGAUUAGCAACUUUUCGCUUUUCCUGAAGCGCAUCGUGAAUUUUUGGAGCGACUCGACUCGACAGCUUCCAAAAAAAAAUAAAAAAUCAACAAAUCAACCACCAGCAACCUCCCUUUGAAUCGCACAAUCUUUUGCUCACCUCCAGCUACCGCUAACUUCUACUACCCAUCCUCUACUUUACUGAACUCAUAAAACAGUCGCAAUGGCGGGGCCCAAAGCGCCCUCUGCUACCUUGUCCCAGCAUAUCGCCAAAGCUGCUGGCCUCCGUAAUGCCUUGAGCCAGAAGGCGCUGCCCAAGCCUGUGAAGAAGGAAGAGUCCGAGAGCGAGAGUCAGAGUGACAGUGACACCGACAGCACCUCCACUUCUACCGACGACGAGGCCGACGACGACAAUGACGACUGGGCCGAUAAGCUGAACUUGAAGAAAGAGAAGGAGGCUGCUAAGCCUACCACCAACGGCACGAAGCCUGCUUCCGAAACCGAGACCAAGACCAAGAAGGAUGUCGAAGCCUCAGAUUCGAGCUCCAGUGAGAGCGACUCCGAAAGCGAGAGCGAGAGCGACAGCGACGAUGGCGAUGGUGAUGUCGAGAUGAAGGACGCUCCGGCCAAGAGCACUAAGAAGGCGGCCGCUCCUGCUGCUUCCGAUUCCGAGUCCGAGUCCGAGUCCAGUGAGUCGGAGGAGUCGAGUGAUGAGGAUGCUCCUGCCGCCGGCGCCAAGGUCAACGGCGCCAAGGUCAAUGAGAAAGCCAAAGAUGCCGAGUCGGAGAGCGAGUCGGAGAGCGGGUCGGAGAGCGAGUUGGAGAGUGAGAGUGAGAGCGAGAGCGAAGCUGAGAAGCCUGUUCCCAAAGCCAAACCUGCUCCAGUUGCCAGGUCGUCGACAGCCAAGUCUCCAGCUACUUCGAAGGACAAGGCGAAAAGCAAAGCGAAGAGCAAGGAGACCGUCGGCGAGUCUGAAUCUGAGUCCGAGUCGGAGCCUGAGCCGGAGGCCCAAAACGCCGCAGCCGUCAAGUCAUCUCGCCCUGCUGAGCUCAUUCAGCAACGCUUCGAUCUGCGGAAAGUGGACCCCGAUCUCGAUACUGCCAGCGUUGCCAAGAUGCUUGCGAAUGCAAAGGCCGAGGGCAAGCAGCUUUGGUGCUUCACCACCCCCAAGUCUAUUGGCAUCGACGUCAUCAGGAAGUACAAGAUCUCUACGGACAAGCUCAUCUCUGGCCAGCCACUCUUUACCCACGAGGGCGUGGAUUACGGCGGUGAACUCGAGCAGCUGAGCCACUCGGUUAAGAUCCUGAUUCCCGGCAAGGAUGGCAAGAAGUAUGAGAGUGCCGACCAGCCCAUCGGGCAGUUCCUCCACAUCAAGCGCAAGACUCACAUCGGCCAGGAGACCGUUGUGCCUGCCCCGCCCGUGCCGCCUAGACCCCAGCCUAAGGGGCUCAAGGUUCGCUACACACCGUUCGGCGCCACCAACAACGGUCUCACCGUCAUGGGUGACGAGUCGGAGCACGAAGAGGUCGAGAUGGGCGAUGCCGCCCCCGCCGCCCCCGCUGCCACCAGCAAGGCGGCCGCUAAGAAGCGCAAGCUCGGUGGAGAGGAGACAGCUGCCACGCCCAGCAAGAAGGCAAGGAAGUCUCGUGUUGGUGCCAGCACCCCAGCAGUGACGCCGAUUCCGCCUCCUGUUCCCGCCGGAAAGAGCGCCUAG
Messenger RNA from Podospora pseudocomata, 1825 nucleotides. RefSeq lists its product as uncharacterized. The coding region runs from base 335 to 1825 and encodes 496 amino acids. Lineage: Eukaryota; Fungi; Ascomycota; Sordariomycetes; Sordariales; Podosporaceae. The transcript has 5 exons. Gene Ontology annotation, biological process: transcription by RNA polymerase I. The record is from RefSeq and is a predicted model, not a curated record.